CUUUUUUUAUUCUGAUGAAGAUUCCGUGGUUUUUAACACAUUACCGCGUGGACGGCUUAUUGGUAGGCGCCGAAAUUCGAUUGCACAUAGAAUUAUAUUCCAUUCUUUUUCAUACUAGGUAUAAACAAAACCUAUUCCGUCGUUUGUGAUCAAUCGUCGUUUGGGGACGCCAUACUCCCAUCUCCAUCUUGCAGUUUCUUUGAACCUCACAAUGGCUGACACACAUGAAAAUGAUAACAACAUUGAGAUGUGGAAAAUCAAGAAGCUGAUCAAGGCGUUGGAAGCUGCUAGAGGCAAUGGUACCAGCAUGAUCUCUCUAAUCAUGCCUCCACGUGACCAAGUCUCUCGUGUAACUAAGAUGCUUGGAGAUGAGUUCGGAACUGCAUCAAACAUCAAAAGCAGAGUGAACCGUCAAUCUGUUCUUGGCGCAAUCACAUCUGCCCAGCAGAGGCUAAAGCUCUACAACAAAGUGCCCCCAAAUGGUCUUGUCCUCUACACUGGAACCAUUGUCACAGAUGAUGGGAAGGAGAAAAAGGUCACUUUUGACUUUGAACCAUUCAAGCCUAUAAAUGCUUCGCUGUACCUCUGCGACAACAAAUUUCACACAGAAGCUCUGAAUGAACUCUUGGAAUCUGAUGACAAAUUUGGGUUCAUAGUCAUGGAUGGUAAUGGGACUCUCUUUGGGACAUUGAGCGGAAACACUAGGGAGGUUCUUCACAAGUUCAGUGUUGACCUUCCCAAGAAACACGGGAGAGGAGGUCAAUCAGCUCUUCGGUUUGCACGUCUUAGAAUGGAGAAGCGUCACAACUAUGUGAGGAAGACAGCCGAACUUGCCACCCAAUUCUUCAUAAGUCCUGCCACAAAUCAGCCAAACGUUUCUGGACUGAUACUUGCUGGAUCCGCUGACUUCAAGACUGAACUUAGUCAAGCGGAUAUGUUUGACGGCCGUCUCAAAAGUAAAAUCUUGAACGUCGUAGAUGUUUCUUACGGUGGGGAGAACGGCUUUAACCAGGCUAUCGAGCUGUCUGCUGAGGUAUUGGCUAAUGUGAAGUUCAUUCAAGAGAAAAAACUUAUAGGGAAGUACUUUGAGGAGAUCAGUCAGGACACAGGAAAGUAUGUAUUUGGGACGGAGGACACUUUGAAAGUACUGGAGAUGGGUGCUAUUGAGACGCUUAUUGUUUGGGAAAAUUUGGAAAUCACCAGAUACGUCUUAAAAAACAGCACAACCGGAGAUAUUAUCAUAAAGCACCUUAACACGGAUCAAGAGAUGGACAAGAGUAACUUCCGUGAUUCGGAAACUAAUGCUGAUCUGGAAGUUCAAGAAAAGAUGUCCUUAUUGGAGUGGUUUGCAAAUGAGUACAGACGGUUUGGUUGUUCUUUGGAGUUCGUCACCAACAAAUCGCAAGAAGGGUCUCAAUUUUGUAGGGGGUUUGGUGGAAUUGGGGGUAUACUGCGCUAUCAGCUUGAUGUACGAGCUUUUGAUGACUUGUCUGAUGAUGGUGGAGUUUAUGAAGACUCGGACUAGCAAUUAGCCAACAUCUACACUGCCGGUGCAGGGAUACAGUGGGGGUCCUGCACCUGUGCGCGAGGGCUCGCCCUUCUCUAAGCCCACCCAUGCGUUCACAUAAAACAUUUCUUGAAGCUACCAAGAAAUACUGAAGAAGUGGUUGCCUAUUUGGAGCGAAGAGGAGAUGCCAAUGGUUUCUUCAUCAUAUUUAGCAGGGAAAUUUGAGCACAAUAAACUUGUUAUUCCAACGCAUCUCCUGAGAGCAUAUUUACACAGGUUUCUGGUAUAGCAGUUCUACCCACGAAUAAGUUGGAAGGCUUCUGCUCGUUUGGACUCAUCUAAUAAAUUACUUAUGCUAUUUAUAAUUACGGAGUACUACUAUUAGAUUUUUGGAUCAUCUUUACUCUGUUUGCAUCAAGAGAAUCAGUUGAAUUUUACAUUAAUAAUGAUGCUUUAUGGGACC
Cuscuta europaea is the source of this 1970-nucleotide messenger RNA. Lineage: Eukaryota; Viridiplantae; Streptophyta; Magnoliopsida; Solanales; Convolvulaceae. The record is from the annotation of a GenBank genome assembly.